AUGAAUAUUAGGACCAGAAGUGCAGUUCUAGUCGUUAUCGGCGACAUUGGCCGUAGUCCACGGAUGUGUUACCAUGCAAAAUCAUUAGCAGAUAAAAACUGCUUUGUCCAGCUUGUUGGAUAUAUGGAUUCGCAACCACAUCCCACUAUAUUCAAACAUCCUAAUAUUAAAUUUUUGCCUCUUCGUUCGUUGCCAAAAAUUGUUGAUGGAUUGAAAGGGACUUAUCAGAAAUUGCUUCUGGCGGUUAAAUUUUUGUGGGUAUUCCUCACGCUAUUUUUCACGUUGUUACUUCAUGUUAAAUGGCCAGAGUUAAUUAUGAUGCAGAACCCACCUGGAGUACCUGCCAUGUUUGUUUGCUGGCUGGCUGCAAAAUUGUACCGGGCUCAAUUCAUUAUUGAUUGGCAUAAUUACACUUAUUCUAUUCUAUGCCAAACAUAUUGUAUCAAUGAAAGUGAUCUUCAUCUUCGUAGCGCCUCGGGUGGCAGCCAGUCGGUUGCACAACCCGGUGAAAACAUCUCUGCAUACACAGCCACCGAUUUAAAACGAAGGCGAGCGGUCAGGGUAGAUCGACCGGUGCACGGAGUGACUGCUGUAACUUCAAAAAGAAAGAAAUGGAACAAUGACAAAAAAUCAGGACGUAUUAUUCGGCGGGCGAUAGAGGGAAUUCAUUUUUGGGAAGGUUUUUUUGGAAGGCGGGCAGACUUGAAUUUAUGUGUUACUCAUGCAAUGCGUGAGCAUAUGAUUAGCGAGUGGAGUAUCCGUCCCGCAACAGUCUAUGAUAAACCUCCCUCUUGGAAGUUUAAGAUUCUGGACGUUGAACAGCGCCAUCAGCUGUUUUGGCGGUUGAGUCAGUCUGUUAGUGAUUUUGCGUCUUUCAAAUCUCCUGUUAAUGAGGCAAACGAGAAUGAAGCAACUUGUUUUUCAUUUCGUGAUGCUAAUGGUGUUGCUCACUUACGUUUGAAUCGCCCCCUUUUGUUGAUAUCUUCGACCAGUUGGACGGAAGACGAAGAUUUUAGUUAUCUUUUCGAUGCUCUGCGUGAAUAUGAUAACGUUGUUCAGCUUUCUUCAGGAACUAAUCCAGUGACACGCUUGCCGUUUAUGAUCUGUGUCAUCACAGGCAAAGGUCCUAUGAAAGAUUAUUAUCUUAGUCGUAUUGAAAAGGCUGAAAUGCAAAAUGUUGUUGUUGUGACCCCUUGGAUGAGAGCAGAAGAUUAUCCGCUGCUCUUGGGAAGUGCAGAUAUCGGGGUUUCUCUGCAUACUUCAACUUCUGGUCUUGAUUUACCAAUGAAGGCAUUAGACAUGUUUGGAAGUGGUUUACCUGUUAUUGCCAAGCGUUUUCCUGCCGUAAAUGAGCUGAUAAACGAAGGCAUUAAUGGUUGUUUAUUUGAUACUUCGACGGAACUUUUCAACAUCCUCAAGUCUUUAGCAUGCGGUUUUCCACAACAUUCAACACAGCUAAAUACCUUGGCUUUGAAUGUUUCAAAAGAGCCUAAAAUAUCGUGGGAUGUAAACUGGGACGCCUGCGUAUGGCCUUUGAUACGAGGUUCCCAGGCUGGCUUGUCGGAUAAACGAGCGCAUCGUGAAAGUUAUGUGGCUACUAAAGAUGGCAAAAGCAACUCAGACACCUGUAAAAAAGAAGUGGAUGAGAAGAAACUUGACAGAGUUGAAGAGAACGUGAAAACCGUUGCUACAGGAAAAGAAAUUCAGUCGGAAACUUCAGAAACUAAUUUGCAGGAAAUGGAUGCAGAAAAUAAUGCAUUUUGA
This is a messenger RNA of Enterobius vermicularis (human pinworm), 1764 nucleotides long. NCBI's taxonomy places the organism in Eukaryota, Metazoa, Nematoda, Chromadorea, Rhabditida, Oxyuridae. The record is from the annotation of a GenBank genome assembly.